UUUCCAGAUCCUCCACAGCUUACUUUGGUAUUUGGUGCUAGCUUACAGUACGAGCAUAUAAGAGAAGGCAGUGACGUUUACUUCGAAUGUAACAUUCAGGCCAAUCCACCCAUUUCAGAAGUACGAUGGAAAUUCCAGUCCCGCAGUUUGGUGCAUGAACCUCUCAACGGCAUCAUAGUUAAAAAUCAUUCCCUCCUUCUGCACAACGUGAGCCGCAGAAACAGAGGCACUUACCAGUGCGUGGCAACCAACAGUCGAGGUAGAGGCAAGAGCGAAGAAGUCUUUCUGAGAAUACAACACUCUCCAGUAUGUGCUUCCCGUCAGCAACGGAUUUAUCCCAUUGUCUACCAAGGAAAGAGUAACAUCUCUUGUUCAGUGGACGCAGAUCCUGAGAAAGUGUCCUUCAGGUGGACUCUGAAUGGCAGCGUGGUCAGGGAAUUAGGAGGAGCUUCGGUGGUCGAAACAGCCGGAGGAGCAAGAAGCGUCAUCGAAUAUCAGCCCACGACAAAGAUGGAUUACGGAUUCGUGUACUGUCACGCGAAGAACUCCAUCGGAGAUAUGAGAGAACCUUGUGUAUUCAACGUCGUUCCUACAGGACCAUCUCCUCCUUUGUUAAAUUGCACGAUCAUAAAUCAAACACUAAAUUCCCUCACUGUGACUUGUGAAUCCAGCGAGAUUCUUAAGCAGCAACUGUACCAUCUCGAGAUUUACAACACAAAAGGAAAGAAAAUGCUUUUUAAUCUCACAUCCAAAGAAGAGCCAACCUUUACUGCUCAUGGUUUGCCAUCAGGAUCCACUUUCAUACUCGCUUUGUACACAUCCAGCUCUAAAGGUCGAAGUGAAACAGUUGCACUUACUGCAUCUACAAUGGUUUCUUCAGAAAGGAAAGAGGACGAUGAAAAUGGAGGAAUGGUGAGUGCGGUCGUAUUAGUGUGUUUAGCUACACUUGGGACCUUGGCCUUACUAGCAGUUGCAGCAGCAGUUGCCGUGCUCAGAAACAAAGCAGAAAAUGUGUCACAUGAAGCGCCGACAGUCAGUACAGAAAUGGCAGAAAAGUCGAGACCGAGACCGAAACAGGAAGUGGAAUCAGUGCCGAUCCUAGACCUACGGCCGCCCAAGUGCAUAUAAAAAUUGUCCGCCUUUUUUUACAGAAAUAUAAAUAUGUUGAUAAUCAUUUAA
Messenger RNA from Stegodyphus dumicola, 1179 nucleotides. Its product is annotated as adhesion molecule nephrin-like. The record is from RefSeq and is a predicted model, not a curated record. NCBI's taxonomy places the organism in Eukaryota, Metazoa, Arthropoda, Arachnida, Araneae, Eresidae. Gene Ontology annotation, molecular function: protein binding.